UCUUGGUCGCCGUUCGGGACACAUCUAUUUAUUUUACUUGUCUAUGGCUAAAGUGCAUUUGUUCUUUUGUGACUACCAUCCAUAAGGAUUUAGGAAAUUUUGAAGUAACUGAAGAUCGGGCUAAUACCAUUUUUGUGAAUAUAAUAAUUUCUGUGUAAUCCUGUGAACCGUUUAUGACUACCGUAUCAUCAACAGCCCAAUAAAUAUAAUUUGGAGAAAGUCUUGUCAUCAACACCAGUGUCCAUAAUGAAGAGUCUACUGCUCCUGACCUUCGUAGCUGCGUGUCAAGGUCUUGCUCUUCAGAAGGCGAAGACCUUGCCUCGACCUAAUCUUCUGCUGCUGACAGCCUUGGAUCCCCUGUCUUUGGAAGUGGAAUGGGAACCUGUGAAGCAGGAUGACCCUAGUGAACCUAUUUUGGGAUACAAGGUGUUGGUUUGGCAGCUACAACCAGUAAAAAAGUACAAAUAUGAGAUCAUAAACGGGGUGAAGACCCUCGUGCAAGAAAUGGUGCCUCCUACAAUCGGGGAUGCUGAUACACCGCUAGAAAAAGACGCCAUGGAGAUCGUAGUUCAAGGACCACAGGGCUCGAAAACUAGGGUCCCUAGCAUCAAACUAAACGUCAUUUAUGAGGUACGCGUCCGUGCGUUCUCGGCGCGUCGCGACGGCCCUCUCUCGUCGCACAUGCGCGUUCAGAUCAUGGAUGAUAAGAAGAGUGAAAACGACAUUGGCAACGAAGCUUACCACUUUGUCUAACAUUUAGUGAAAUGAAAUCAAUAUAAUAUAUAUAUUUUAUAAAAAAAACUUAGUGU
Messenger RNA from Leguminivora glycinivorella, 809 nucleotides. RefSeq lists its product as uncharacterized. Gene Ontology annotation, molecular function: protein binding. Lineage: Eukaryota; Metazoa; Arthropoda; Insecta; Lepidoptera; Tortricidae. The record is from RefSeq and is a predicted model, not a curated record. Bases 247 to 753 code for a protein of 168 amino acids. The transcript has 6 exons.